UCUGUCAUUUUUAUUUUAUAUUGACUAUUCCGAUUAUCGCUAACCGUACCGAGUGCCACUUGAGUGCAUUUUCGUAUAAAUUGACUAAGUUGAUAAAUUUUACCACAUUAAUUCCGCGAACUCGGAGUGCCGGUUUUAAUAGUUGCCGCGUUAUACAAACAUCGAAGCUAGUUUUAUUUGUGCUAUCACUGAUAACGGAUAGUGUUUUUAAAUACGAGCUUGUUGUUUUAGCGUAUAUUAUUUGCGUAUUAGUAAACAUUGUUUUCUAACCUUAAACAAUGUCUUAUCUAACGAGGCGUAAAUCUAAAUCCAAUGUAGGUAAAAAAUGUACCGAUACAACUUAUACUGUCAACAACCUACCGAGUUUACGACGUAAACGAACUAUAGCGUAUAACCGUAUAGCGAAGGCUUUGGAAAUAGGGACCUUAGCCAAUACCGAUGAGUCACAAGUCGAGUUAUUUCUUUCAUAUUGUCAGGAGAUAAAAAAUAUCGCUGAUAGUUUUCAAGAGUCUCAUCUUAUCAUUUCGGAUCUAUUAGGGGAUGGUGUCGACGACACUGAGAACGAAAUUGAGGAACGAUUCGACGAAGCGUAUUUUAACGUAGUUGCCAUACAGCGUAAAUUUUUACCGUGUUCGUCUCAACCACCGGAUAUUUCGAGACAGGACAUUACAACCGGGUCGCAUAGUAGUAAUAUGCGACUUCCAAAAAUUUCGCUACCGACCUUUUCGGGUACCAUUAAGGAGUGGCCCGAGUUCAUCGCGACUUACAAUGCGCUUAUUCACGAAUCGACCCUUUUGAGUGAGAUUGAGAAGUUUCAUUAUUUAGUGUCCGUUUUACGCAGUGACGCGUUAUCGUUAAUUAGAACGUUUCCUGUUGCAAGUGAACAUUAUUUAAGUGCAUACAAUGCUCUUAAGUCCCGGUACGAGGACAAACGCGACUUAGCUUUUACGUGUUGGCGUGACAUUUUGGAUGUCAGUUUUAAAACGGCUAGCGCUCAAGAUUUCCGACACGCGCUCGAUACAAUCGAUGAAAAUCUAACUAUUUUAAAACAGUUGAAGUUACCGACCGAACAUUGGGACUUUGUCCUUUGUUAUAAUAUUCUGGCCAAGUUAGAUACAAAGCUACGACGCGAGUUUGAGGAAAAACACGCCAACGUGGAGAUGCCUCAGUACAAGCAAAUAAGGGCAUUUUUACACGCGAAAGGCGAAGCUUUGUUGCGCGAUACGCACUUUACCGCCGUUACUUCUAAAAACACGAAUACUUCUAAAGAGGCAACGGGCACCAUACAGAAACCGAAGCGACAUAACGUCACACUUCUCUCUUCUACCGUGGACCCCCUUCCAAAGGGUGGUGACAAACAAGAGGUGAAACCGAAAGUUUCGGGAACUCCGAAGGUUGUCAGAAAAUGUUCCUUCUGUGGUGAAGAGCACCACAUCUCAGCCUGUAAGGCCUUUCUAGCUAAAUCGGUGGAUGAACGAAUGGCUGUUACCACAGAGAAGAAAUGGUGCUACAACUGUCUUAACGCGUCUCAUUCAGUGCGACAAUGCACAUCGAUAUUCUCUUGUCAGAAAUGUCACCGGAAGCACCACACUCUGUUACACCGAGAGCAAGCUGCCAGCAGUCCCGAACCUUCUGGUGAAAAAUCAAGCUCGGUCGUCUUACUCGCUAAAGAACCGUUGACUCCGUCCGAUUCGCCUUCGAAUACGACCGUACUACUGGCAACCGCGCUUGUUCAACUUCGUGAUGCUUCAGGCGAGUUUCAGACAUUCCGGGCGUUAUUCGACACCGGAAGUCAAAAUAACCUUCUCACGACACACGCGGCACAACGGCUAAAGUUGAAGCCUACACCGACUAGUGAGGGGCCAUGCGGGCUAGGGGGUGCACCCGCAACAGUGACUGGCAAGGUCACAUGUGAUGUAGGUGCCGAGGACACCGUACAUUUUCGUCUGAAAAUGUUCGUUUCACCGCACAUUUGUGACGAACAGCCAAUAGGAAGACUCAAUACGAAUGGAUGGGAUGAACUCAAAACAUUACCGUUAGCUGAUCCUGGUUUUGAUAUUCCUGGUCCAAUUGAUGUCUUGUUCGCUGCCGAUGUCUUUUCUGAGUCACUUCUCGACCAACGUUUGAAACGCUGCGUCAAUAAACCGCGUGCUCUCAAUUCUGUCUUCGGAUGGCUGAUUGUCGGAAGGAUCCGACUUGCAUCGUCGUCUUUAUUAAGUGUACCGUCACCUAGUAAGGAUGAGAGCUUAAACAAUAUCGUUCAACGCUUCUGGGAAAUCGAUACCGUUCCACAGUCUUCCCGAUUAACCCCAGAUGAACAACUCUGUGAAAAUAGUUUCACCAACGAGCAUUACCGUGACGAGACUGGUAGGUACGUAGUCUGUCUUCCCUUCAAAAAUAACGCUGAGCCGGUGUUUGAAGGCUCUCGGGAGAUAGCAUUACGACGCUUCCAUGCUAUCGAAAAGCGCCUUUCUCGUGACCCAGACUUGAAACAACAAUAUGUUGAGUUCAUGACCGACUACAUCGAAAGGGGUCACAUGUCAUUGGUGCCUGCUAAGCACAUGGGUCAAGGCAGGUAUUAUGUGCCGCAUCAUUGCAUUUUGCGCCCUGAGAGCGCCACAACGAAGCUUCGCGUUGUUUUCGACGCGUCAGCUAGAGAUGCGCAGUCCAAAUCGCUUAACGACUCGCUAUUGACAGGCCCAAAGUUACAAUCCAACAUUGCGGAGAUUCUUCUUCACUAUCGGGAGCACGAAGUGGUCUUUAUGGCCGACGUGCGCCAAAUGUACCGUCAAAUUAACGUUGCUCCGCAUCACCGGGAUUACCAGCGUAUUCUCUGGCGAGCUCACCCAGAUGAGCCUCUUCAGGAAUACGUAUUGAACACCGUAACGUACGGGGUCUCCUCGGCUCCGUUUCUUGCUUGCCGAACGAUCCAGCAAUUGGCCAACGAUGAAGGUCAUAAGUACCCGAAGGCCAAAACCGUUCUAACUUCCGAUAUUUACGUCGAUGACGUCGUUACCGGAAGUUCUUCGCUGGAUGACGCUUGUGACAUCAAGUCACAAAUUAUCGCACUUUUCAAGCUCGGCGCUUUUGAGCUACGAAAAUGGGUAAGCAAUCGACUCGAACUUCUAAGGGAUUUGCCCUCAGAAAUGUGUCUUUCGGACGCCAUCGCAUUUACCGAGGCCGAAGACACCACCGUUAAGGUCCUUGGCCUUAAAUGGGAACCCGCUUCAGACUCGUUCGUUUUUAACGUCCAACCGUCUAAUCAACCGUGUACCAAACGAACGAUUCUAAGUGAGGUCGCCAGAAUCUUCGACCCUUUGGGUUUCUUGUCUCCUUUAACAAUCCAAGCCAAAGCCCUGAUCCAAAAACUUUGGAUUCUCGGCUCUUCAUGGGAUGAAACUCCUCCUCCGGAAAUCGUUUCCCAAUGGAGCAACUUCUCUCAGCAACUUCCUCAGAUUAGGAAGCUGAAAAUUCCUCGUAAAUUCACCAUCGAAGGUGCUCAAUCGUAUCAGUUGCACGGGUUUUGUGACAGUUCUGAGGUAGCGUAUGGCGCCGUCGUAUAUCUACGUGUCACCGAGUCUGAUGGCUCCGUUCGCAUCCACCUUGUUUGCGCCAAGGCGCGAGUUUGUCCCCUCCGGAAACAAUCUUUGCCGAGAUUGGAACUGUGUGCAGCAGUGCUGCUUGCUGACCUCAUCAAGUUCGUCAAGGACACGCUACGGCUGCCUGUCCACGAAACCUACCUUUGGUGCGACUCAACCGUUACAUUGGCUUGGUUGCGCGCUCCGUCCUCUCGUUGGGUAACAUUCGUCGCCAAUCGUGUUAGUCACGUGCAGGACAUUGUGCCUACCGCUUGCUGGAGACACGUUCCCUCUGGAACGAAUCCCGCAGAUAUCUGUUCACGAGGCCAGUUGCCUCGGGAACUCUUAACCAAUACGCUAUGGUGGGCGGGCCCAGAGUGGCUCUCUCAAUCGCCGUCCGAAUGGCCAACAGAUAUAUCGAAGGAUCGCAACAACAAUAACGUUGUACUUUCCGAACAGCGCCGUGUAACUCUCGUAACAAGCCAAACCGAACCUAUCAAGCAAACCUCAAUAAUCGAUCAGCUGUUAGAGAGAUAUUCGUCGUUGGACACAGUCUGUCGCAUUCUAGCGUAUGUUCGUAGGUUUUGUGCCAACGCGCGUGGCACUGCUUCACGAUCUGAAAGCCUGUUCAUAACGGACAUCGAACGCCAUCGCGCGCUACUAGAAAUCGUCAAGCAUUUCCAACAUCGACAUUUUUCCGAUGUCAUAUCGAAACUUAAGUUGCGACAACAGCUACCUCGUAGUCUUCGCAAACUAAAUCCGUUCCUAGACGAUCAAGGUAUUCUCAGGGUGGGCGGACGACUCGCGCGCUCCGGCUUAGAAUUCGAACAUAAGCAUCCUGCCCUGUUGUCUAGAAAGUGUGUACUUACGACACGCGUAAUCGAAUCCGUUCAUCGGAAAAACCUUCAUCCUGGUCUAAAUACGACUCACUAUUUAGUCCUGCAACAAUUCUGGAUACUCGCGGCUAAGCGAGCGAUACGACACCAGCUUUCGAAAUGCAUCCGUUGCUAUCGUCUUCAUCCGCAGCCUCUGCAACCGUUCAUGAGCGACCUUCCUGCCUUUCGAGUCAAUCAGGCUAAACCGUUUUCUGAAGUCGGCGUUGAUUUCGGUGGUCCAUUUCGCAUCAAACUCGGGUCCCAUCGCGGCGCGAAAAUCGAUAAGGCUUACUUAUGCCUAUUUGUAUGCCUAAGCACAAAAGCUGUGCAUUUGGAGGUAGUGUCAACGCUAUCAACCGACGGCUUCAUCGCAGCUCUACGUCGUUUCGUCUCCCGUCGUGGACGGUGUAACAUCAUACAUUCGGACUGUGGUACGAACUUUGUCGGCGCGAGCUCACAACUAGCGUCAUGUAUCGAGCGAGCCUCGCACGCAGAACGUAUCGCGUUCAAACGCAACCCCCCAUCCGCUCCACACUUUGGAGGGAUAUGGGAGAUCCAGAUUAAGGCCGCCAAGACACAUUUAUAUCGCAUCGUUGGCGACCAGGUCUUAACAUUUGAACAAUUAUCGACAUGUUUCACCCAAAUUGAAUCGAUUUUGAACUCAAGGCCUUUGUGUCCAUUAAGUUCCGACCCUAACGAUCUGAACGUCCUCACCCCCGGUCACUUCCUGACCCUAGAACCCCUAACAGCAGUCCCAGACUCUGACUACACGGACGUUAAACUUAAUCGACUAGACCGGUGGCAACUUAUCCAAGCGUUCCAACAGCAGUUCUGGAAACGCUGGCAAAAUGAGUACCUACACGCCUUAACUCAGCGGGCAAAAUGGACCAAAGACUCAACACCGUUAACCGUAAAUUCACUCGUACUUAUUAAGGACGAGAACCGACCUCCUCUUCAUUGGCCGUUGGGACGAGUUGUUUCUCUCCAUAACGGACCUGACGGAGUAGUUCGGGUGGCUACCGUGCGAACCGCAAAGGAUAACUUAGUUAAAAGGCCCCUGGUCAAACUAUGUCCUCUUCCAUCCAAAUAA
This is a messenger RNA of Cydia strobilella, 5543 nucleotides long. RefSeq lists its product as uncharacterized. Gene Ontology annotation, biological process: DNA integration; proteolysis. The transcript has 2 exons. Gene Ontology annotation, molecular function: aspartic-type endopeptidase activity; nucleic acid binding. The coding region runs from base 279 to 5543 and encodes 1754 amino acids. The record is from RefSeq and is a predicted model, not a curated record. NCBI's taxonomy places the organism in Eukaryota, Metazoa, Arthropoda, Insecta, Lepidoptera, Tortricidae.